Molecule: messenger RNA, 511 nt
Organism: Trichomonas vaginalis G3
Lineage: Eukaryota; Parabasalia; Trichomonadida; Trichomonadidae
Product: MULE transposase domain-containing protein
Exons: 1
Source: RefSeq, a predicted model, not a curated record
AUGGGUUCACAUUACGCGAGUAAAUUUUAUCAAAAAUGGAUCGAACUUUAUAUUAAAAACGGUGGAAAGCAAUUUCUUGCUCAAAAAGCAUUUUUUGAUAAGUUCGGAAUUGAUACGAAUAACAAAGAAACGAUGAAACUUUUCGCGCAGUCUACUGAUGCUUUAAAGCACAAAUUUUAUCGCCUUGAUGAGAUUAUUGCACAAAGAUUAUCAAACGAUCCUUACACUUCUUUGGAAGCAUUUUUGAAUAAUUUACAGGAAGAGUGCCCAGAUGAUCUCGUUCAAUUUGAUUACAAUGGAGAUUUUUCCGAGUUUACAAUCAUAUAUGCACCUUUUGCUGCAAAAGAAUUGGUGCAUAGCAUUGAUAACCCUCUCCACGUCGAUUCCACUCAUUCUUUAAUUAAAGGAAAGAUCCAAUUGUUUGCAGUAACAAUGAAAACAAGUCAAAACACAAUUUUCCCCUUUUGCUAUUUUUUAGUGAACCCUCAGACAUCUGAAAAAAUUCAAGAAU